UCUUCUUCCUGGGUGCGAGGGGAUAACAAUCCCUGUCCUCCUACUCCUGCAGUCUGCAGUUGGAUUUCCGACGGCGACGUGCAGACCCCCGGGCUAAGAGGAGCGGGAGCGGGGUCCUCCACCCCUGGGGACGGUGGGGAAUUGAGAUACUGCCGGGUCUUCUUGGUGCCCGAGGGCGAGGUGUCGGUGGUGAUGAUGAUGACCUCCGUGCCCUUGGCCUUACAGGCGUCCAGCAGCGUGGCAAGGGUCUCGCGAUCCCCGCGGUCCAGGGCGUGGACAAGCGCCGAGGCGCCGGCGUGAUCUCGGACUGAAGGGUCUGCGCCAUGGGCAAGGAGCAGGGAGGCCACCGCUGCGCCCCCGCCGCCGGCGCAAGCGUGCAUAAGCGCCGUGCGCCCUAGGCGAUCUGCGAUGUUGGGGUCCGCGCCUUGCUCCAGAAGCCUGAGUUCCGGCGAACUCUCUCCCUCCCUCCACUCCUCAGCUUCAAGUGGGCGGACCUCCCUCCUCGGCUUCUCCAAGAUUGGCCGGGAGAACUCACCAAUGGGGAGCUCUGGGAGGCGGACCUAGAACGCCAACAGCUUGAGGAAGACCAGCAAAUUUCAAGUUGGCUGCGGCGUGUUUUCCGCGUGGGGGAGGGGCAGCAGGUUUUUCCUAUUGGAUGUCUGAAUCCCCAGGCCCCCUCCAUCAUGGCCAGCCGGGGUGGGGGCCGGGGUCGUGGCCGUGGCCAGUUGACCUUCAGCAUGGAGGCUGUGGGCAUUGGGAAGGGGGAUGCUUUGCCCCCACCCACCCUGCAGCCUUCUCCACUCUUCCCUCCCUUGGAGUUCCGCCCAGUGCCUCUGCCCUCAGGAGAGGAAGGGGAAUAUGUCCUGGCACUGAAGCAGGAGCUUCGAGGGGCCAUGAGGCAGCUCCCCUACUUCAUCCGGCCUGCUGUCCCCAAGAGAGAUGUGGAGCGUUACUCAGACAAAUAUCAGAUGUCAGGGCCGAUUGACAACGCCAUAGAUUGGAACCCUGAUUGGCGACGUCUACCCCGGGAGCUAAAGAUCCGAGUACGGAAGCUACAGAAGGAGCGGACCACCAUUCUACUCCCCAAGAGGCCCCCUAAGACCACAGAAGAUAAGGAGGAGACAAUACAGAAACUAGAGACCCUGGAGAAGAAGGAAGAAGAAGUGACUUCAGAGGAAGAUGAGGAGAAAGAAGAAGAAGAAGAGAAGGAAGAGGAAGAAGAAGAGGAGUAUGAUGAAGAAGAGCAUGAAGAGGAAACUGAUUACAUCAUGUCAUAUUUUGACAAUGGAGAGGACUUUGGGGGUGACAGUGAUGACAAUAUGGACGAGGCUAUAUACUGAAGAAGGACUCUAAACAAUACCCUGGACGUUCAUCUCUUUCUUGAUUUAGGACACAGAGAGUAGCUGUCCCCUAUUAUUAGGUUUUGUGGACAAGCAAAUCAUUUGCUCAGAAUCCAGAUAACCUGUUUGGUCCCUGGAGAUAGGAAUAGAGAGUGACCACAGAUAGCUCUCUUUUCUACCCUUCCCCUCCCUCUCUCCUGUGGUAUUGUAUCACCUCUGAUAUCUUGGGGAAAGGACAAAGGACCAAUGUCUUAAUUGUAUGAAAGUGAGAAAGGAGGGUCGAAAGAAGGACUGGAAUCAUUAGAGCUGAGACAGCUGUGCACAUGCCCCUACCCAUUUAUAGUUCUUUGUGGAGAUAAUUGGGGGUGCAAGCAGUUAGGAGGAAUAAGGCCAGUUUUAUAUUUUUAAAUAAAAUGUUUUUACCUGUC
Molecule: messenger RNA, 1768 nt
Organism: Lagenorhynchus albirostris (white-beaked dolphin)
Lineage: Eukaryota; Metazoa; Chordata; Mammalia; Artiodactyla; Delphinidae
Gene: POLR3GL
Product: RNA polymerase III subunit GL
Exons: 9
Coding region: 684-1340 (218 amino acids)
Biological process (GO): transcription by RNA polymerase III
Cellular component (GO): RNA polymerase III complex
Source: RefSeq, a predicted model, not a curated record